UCAAAAAAAAGUUCCUAUUGGUUUGAGAACGUACAAAUUUCGCAGUGUUUAAUUUUUUACUGCUUUUGUUAGUUAGGCAAAUUAGUAUUUGCCUGUGUUGAAACAAAAUUUGUUUGUAAAAAUAAACGGAAAAUGUUAAAAUUGCUUUGUGUCGUACUGUUAUAUCUCCAGUCUUCGGCUGAGCCCAGAUCUCCAAGAAUAUACAAUGUACUGAUUAGUUCUAAAAAAAAUCUUUCACCUAGUCAUGCCCAACCUGUUUAUGAACCUGUAUUAAGAACAACAUCUAUCGGAUAUGCCUUUCCUACUUUGAUUUACCAUUCGCCAUUCGUACCCGGCUUUCCUUUCACAUAUAUUCAUCCCGGAUUUCCUGAAAUAAGAAGAGUCGAAACUUCAUAUUUUGGACAAGAAUCGCCAAGAUAUCCAUUGCCCUUUUCAUACAAUCAAAAGGUAGACAAUAUUCCACAACCUAAUCUGCAACAGACCUCCCAAAGAAGCAACUCUGAAGGAUAUGCAGAAAAUUUUGACAAAUACCUCCCCAAAGAUAACGGAAACGCCCCAGUCAAUAACAGGGUUUCUAUAGACCGGGUUCAAGAUGAGGCAGACCCUAAAACCGUCGUUGCCAAUUUAAAAACAAAUCCUGAAAUACCAGACGUCCCACCACCACCUCUGCCUGUAAAGACUUCGCCGACGAAAUAAGGGUUUAAUAAAACUAUUUUAAAUCCAAUUUUUAU
Molecule: messenger RNA, 731 nt
Organism: Sitophilus oryzae (rice weevil)
Lineage: Eukaryota; Metazoa; Arthropoda; Insecta; Coleoptera; Curculionidae
Exons: 4
Coding region: 133-696 (187 amino acids)
Source: RefSeq, a predicted model, not a curated record